Botrytis cinerea B05.10 is the source of this 1172-nucleotide messenger RNA. RefSeq lists its product as hypothetical. Bases 133 to 1128 code for a protein of 331 amino acids. Lineage: Eukaryota; Fungi; Ascomycota; Leotiomycetes; Helotiales; Sclerotiniaceae. The transcript is spliced from 4 exons. Gene Ontology annotation, molecular function: ATP-dependent NAD(P)H-hydrate dehydratase activity. The record is from RefSeq and is a predicted model, not a curated record. Gene Ontology annotation, biological process: metabolite repair.
GCAUUCCACCCCUCUUCCAUUCCUCAACGUUCUUCCUACCACCACCACCUUUUUUAAUCUCGAUCUCUGCAACGACAAUACAUUUCAAUCGACCUACUUACGAAAAAUUUGUGACUGUCUCUCAAGAUUCAAAUGUCAGAAGACAAACAAGCCAUGUCGAAAGCGACAAAAGACCUUCUGGCGAAAGUCAAGAAGAUCGUGCCACCAAUGUUGAGUAAAUUUCACAAAGGACAAAUGGGCAGGAUAGCUGUUAUUGGGGGCAGUGAGGACUACACCGGCGCGCCAUAUUUCUCUGCUAUGGCUAGUGCAAGACUCGGCGCAGACAUGAGCCAUGUGAUCUGCGAGCCUGGCGCCGCACAAGUGAUCAAGACCUACUCUCCGAAUCUCAUGGUCCACCCGCUGAUGCGACAAUCCUCGCAUGCGAAGAUGACGGAAUCGGCGAGCUCGAUCGCUCAGAGCGUUAUUGAUAUGUUACCGAGAUUACAUGUGAUAGUGGUGGGACCGGGAUUGGGACGAGAUAAGUUGAUGCAGGAAACUUGCGCGAAGGUUCUUCAGGCGGCGAGGGAGAGGAACAUGCCAUUUGUCCUAGAUGCGGAUGGGCUGCAGCUGGUGCAGACGAGACCGGAACUGGUGCAAGGGUAUAAGGAGUGUAUAUUGACACCGAAUGUUGUAGAGUUUGGGAGACUUUGUAAGAGCAAGGGCAUAAAUGUUGAAGGAUUGGAUGGGUCGGAAGGGGCGGAAAAGCUGGCGAGGGCGUUUGGAGGGGUCACAGUUAUGCAGAAAGGGGCGCAGGAUUAUAUUUCUAAUGGGGAGAAGACGUAUGUAAGUGAUAUUGAAGGAGGACUGAAGAGGAGUGGUGGACAAGGUGAUACGUUGACUGGGAGCCUGGCAACGUUCUUGGGGUGGAGGAAGGCGUAUUUGGACAGAUUAUGGGACCACGAGGGAGACAUUGAUGACAUUGAAUCAUUAGCAUUGGCGGCGUUCGGAGGCAGUAGUAUCACAAGAGAAUGCUCGAGGCUAGCCUUCGCCAAAAAGGGUAGAAGUCUACAAGCCAGUGAUCUUACUGAAGAAGUAUACGCCGCAUUUACAAAUCUUCUCGAUUCCGAUGACUCAGCUGCCAAGUUAUAGAUGAAGAAAAUAUAUAAGAUUAAUAUAGUAUAUUUAACCAACCA